GCCCUCAUCGCACUAAAGCCAUGAUCUGGGACCAAGCGCCGGUUAAGGCUGAUGAAGCUCCGCUGCUUCAGGGGUGCGCACUCGCAACAUUCGCUCGAAGCGUCGAUAUAGCUCAGCAAGGUUGCCAAUUCAAGCUACGAGGCGAUACGAACGCACUACAUGACUCUCCGCGGACCUUUGCUGUCCACCGCAACUUCUCCCUACUCGCCCUCGCAUCGAUGCAGUCCAUGCAGUCGCACAUUCACGAUGACACAGGGUGCUCGCUCUGAACCUCCCGCUGCAAAGUCCGCCGAGCUAGCCGCCAUCGAAGACAUAAUCAAUUCACGACAAGAAGAUAUCAUCCUCGCCAUCAACAACCACCAGUUCGAUGUGUCCAAACCUCCCUGGUCAUCAUGGGCUUCGCCGGCUUUCCAUGUGGACGUUCACCUUUCCGGCCCGAGCAGAUUCGAUAGCUUGGAAGAAUACGUCAAUUGGUGGAAAGGAGUGAAAUCCGCCUUUGCAGACCAUGCGCAAGCAACCUUGAUAGAAUCACAGACCAGCGUCAAAGGCGACUUCGCAACAAAUUUUGCCUUCUACGAAUUGCGUGGGCCUGCCCACCCUCCCCAUGACAGAGAAAUCGUGCGGCAGUUUGUGAGCAAGUCAGUAUGGUGGCGCAACAAGAACGGGGACUGGCUCUUCGAAGCUUAUGGCACCGUCGAGGGCAUCGAUUUGACGAGGUUGUGAGACCACGGCACACCGGAUAAACUUCAGGAUAAGGAGAUCCAGACGGCGUGCUCCCUGUAUUCUGCUUCGGAU
Molecule: messenger RNA, 795 nt
Organism: Cercospora beticola
Lineage: Eukaryota; Fungi; Ascomycota; Dothideomycetes; Mycosphaerellales; Mycosphaerellaceae
Source: RefSeq, a predicted model, not a curated record